AUGAUGGAGCCGCUGGCCGCUGGGGUGCCGUCCAUUUCGGCGGCGGUCGCGGCGGCGGCGGCAGCGGCAGCAACGGUGACGGUCUCCACGGCCGUGGAGGCGUUGGGGGUGGUGGCAGGGACGGCGAUGGCGCCACUGUCGGCGGCGGGGGGCACGGCAGCAGCGGCAGCGGCAGCGGCGUCCUCGGUCGCCGCGUUGGCACCGGGCAGCGAGACAUGCGCGGCGGCGACGGUGGAGGCGUCGGCGGCGGCGGGCACGGCAGCAGCGGCAGCGGCAGCGUCGUCCCCGGUCGCCGCGUUGGCACCGGGCAGCGAGACACGCGCAGCGGCGACGGUGGAGGCGUCGACGGCGGGGGGCAUGGCAGCAGCGGCAGCGGCAGCGGCGUCCCCGGUCGCCGCGUUGGCACCGGGCAGCGAGACACGCGCGGCGGCGACGGUGGAGGCGUCGACGGCGGGGGGCACGGCAGCAGCGGCAGCGGCAGCGUCGUCCCUGGUCGCCGGGUUGGCACCGGGCAGCGAGACACGCGCAGCGGAGAUGGUGGAGGCGUCGGCGGCGGGGGUCAUGGCAGCAGCGGCAGCGGCAGCGUCGUCCCUGGUCGCCGCGUUGGCACCGGGCAGCGAGACACGCGCAGCGGAGGUGGUGGAGGCGUCGGCGGCGGGGGGCACGGAAGCAGCGGGAGCAUCAGCGUCGUUCCCGGUCGCCGCGUUGACGCCGGGCUUUCCGACGGACGCAGCGGGGAUGGAAGCAAUGGCGUCGGCGUCGGCGGCGUCGGCCGGGGGACGACCGGUAGCGGGGGCAGCAGCAGCGGCGUCCCCGGUCGCCGCGUUGACGUCGGGCAUUCGGACGGCCGCAGCGGCGUUGGCAACGGCGGAGGCGGCGGCGUUGGCCGUGAUAGAGGAGAUGGCGACGCCCGUGGGGUGCACACUUGGGUCCGCAACCGCGACGCGCCCGACAGCAGCUUCGUCAUCGACCCCGACCCCGACCCCGACCGGAGUGGCCCCGACCCGCGUCAGCCUCCGCGCGCGCCGCAUUUGCAGACCCAGCAGCAACGUUAUCAGGUUACCCCCUCCGUCACGAGUGUUUCGAGGGCCGCAGCUGCCGGAUGGACCAGCGAGCGAGCGCCAGACCCCGACAUCAUGGGCGGAGGCGCACUCGGGAGAGGACAGCGACAUCUGGUACAGCGCUGAGGAGGCGGAGUUAACCGGGCUGCUCGAGGCCGAGACGUUUGGGCCGGCGGCAGGCUCGUAG
Ectocarpus sp. CCAP 1310/34 is the source of this 1248-nucleotide messenger RNA. The record is from the annotation of a GenBank genome assembly. NCBI's taxonomy places the organism in Eukaryota, Phaeophyceae, Ectocarpales, Ectocarpaceae.